AAUAAAUCCUAUAAAUUGUCAUCAAAAUUCUGAAGUAGAGUUAGCUGCGUAGGCUCCACUCCAAACUCCAAAGCACUGGCUGCUAGCCCUAACACUUAUAGUAGUUUUAUCGAGCAGUAGGUGUGCACCCUCAGACCCAUGAAGCGCAACAAAGCAACCGUGUUGACAUUCGCUGAGAAAUGCAAGAAUAUAUUGGCAUCAAAUUGGCAAGGUUCCCUUAAUACUAUCAAAGCUGAUGCCAAAGGAAGCAAGGGGGACAUUCAUACAUCUAAGGUUAAGUACAUACUUAGGAGGGGGCAACCAUACCUUUGGGUGCCAGAAAAGGACUUGCACAAUGUGAAUGCAAUCAUUGAUGAGCGUGGUUCAUUUUCUGUGACCAGCCCCUUUCCAGGCCCACUAGGGGUCUUACUGAAAUCAAUGAAAAAGUUCCCAGCACGGGUUGCUUUAUCUGGGGAUGUUCUUCCUCUUAAAGAAGAUAAGGCUAAGUCUCUUGCAGAAAAACUUCAGGAAGUCAUACUUUCUGAGCAAAAAGUAAUCAAAGAGUUCACUUACACUGUUUCUGGAGUACUAAGUUCUAGUGUCACCAGCACAUCACGGAGUGAUAAUCUACAGGAUCUAUUGGGAGACAGUGAAAAAUACUCUGUAUAUAGAUUUAAAACUAGAUCUUGUACAUUUGUUGAUGGCCAUGGAGGAACUUUUGAAGUGGAUAUUGAAGAUUUGGAAAAAUCCAAAGCCGAUCUAUUAGCACCAUUUUCAGCAAAGUUGAUUGAUGGGAUUAACCAAAGUGAGGCUAGGCGUAGAGCCCUCAUGCUUUUUUGUUUUGUUCACAAGGAUGCUAAUGCAAAGGAUGCAUAUAUAUCAUCCAUUGAUCGCAAGGGAUUUGAUGUCCUGGCAAAAGUUACCAGUCCAGUUUUGAAGGAUGGCAUUGGUAGCUACCAGUGGAAAGAAUUCAGGUUCAUGUUCAAGGAAGAGGCAAAUGAUGUUGAAAUGUUUUGUCAUCAACUAGUCAAAAUGGAAGAGGAGGUCAUCAAUAAGGUUUCAACCUCUAGUGGACUAAAACAUAUGGCAUAAUGAAUCUUUUUGUAUAACUUUUUUGUCAGCUCUAGAUAUGGCAGCCACACAUGCACGAUACUGUGCUCAUCUUGACACAUAUCAUUAUUCUUGCUCAGUUAUAACUGCACAAGGCGACCACACUUGUGGUAUAAUGCAAUCUCAACGAUAAAAUUUACAUUUAGUUUCAUACGGAUUUGUGAUAUAAUGCAAUCUCAGCGAUUAAAUCUCUAACUGUAGUUUCACAAAUUACAUUGUGAUCCUGAGAAUGACGCUAUCUAUGUAUCUACGAGUGAUUGAACUGAUU
Molecule: messenger RNA, 1357 nt
Organism: Abrus precatorius (Indian licorice)
Lineage: Eukaryota; Viridiplantae; Streptophyta; Magnoliopsida; Fabales; Fabaceae
Exons: 9
Coding region: 139-1071 (310 amino acids)
Source: RefSeq, a predicted model, not a curated record